Monodelphis domestica (gray short-tailed opossum) is the source of this 8551-nucleotide messenger RNA. The record is from RefSeq and is a predicted model, not a curated record. Lineage: Eukaryota; Metazoa; Chordata; Mammalia; Didelphimorphia; Didelphidae.
UUUCAAGUGUGGAAUCUUCCUCCACCAGGAGAGAUUGCAACCCAUCUAUAACUUAGUUUCAGGGAGCUGCUUUGGACUCGGGUCUUCCUGACUACAAAACUGACACCCUGUACCCUGCUGCCUCUGGCCCAGCUUUCACUAUGGCCAAUAGAAUCUCCUCCUAAGACCAGCAAGCCUUGAUGGCAGAGCUACUUCCUAAGCACAAGAACUCCAUCAAGUGUUCUGUUUUUUCCAAAGACUAUUUGAAUAAGCUCUCAGCAAAGACACUCCGUGCCUGUCUAGUUUGCUCCCCCAGUUGCUCCACCUUUUAACUUCACCAUCUGCGUUGCCAGGCUGAGUCCCCCAUCCUGAGCCUUGCCCCUGGACCUUGCCUCGUAACUGGGUCUCUCCCUGGGAGCAGCAAAGAGCUCACAGAGCAGCUGUGUGCUCACAUAGGCUCUGGAGCAAGUGGCCGCCAUCCGAGUUCUCCGUCAGGGGGAGAGACAGCCCUGUGUAUCCCCGAUUCAUUAAUAAUGGAUUGCCAAACUCUUCCUGCUCAGCUCACUGGUCACCUAAUUGACUUAGGAGAGGGCUCAGCCGCAUUCGUUGUCAUACCACAGUAGUCAUGAUUCAGUCCCCCUCCAGAAAGCCACUGAGAAGACCAGGGACGGAGCAGCCCCAGCCGAAGCCUGGGCACACUCAGCCAGCACCCUCGUCUCCAGGGAUAUUUGCCCCUCCCCUGUGGGCUCCCGGGUACGAGUUACAUCAUGCAUGGGAGCUACUGUGACACGGCACCUGUGAGUGGAUUUUCUCCCUUCUCCGAAAGGAAGUGAGAGAUUGAGAAAUUUUUUUUAUUUUUUUUUUAUUUUUUUGCUUCAUGCCUACGAGAAACCCAUCUCGGAGAAUGCCCAUUCUCGGGUGAAUUACAGAACAAGAUGAAACUUUGAAAACUGUCUGGGAGCUUAGCACAUGAUUGACAAGGAAAGGGAAGGCAUUCCCCAGACACAGUGGGGAUGUGAGAGAGAAAAUGAAAUGGCCUCAACCCAUCGGCCUGGCAAGUCUUCUUUAACAAGGUAUUUUAUGAUACGUUCCUGGAUAUUUUAUAUUUUUCCUUUUUCAAACAUCAACCAAUAAAAGAUGCUACUGGUUUUGUGGGGUUGGCUUUUUUCCUACUUUACCUUUGACAGUCCUUGAGUGGCCCUCUGGAUUCUUCAUCUCCCCAUGAAUAAACUGUAUUCCAGAAGGGAAACCAGCUUCUGGAAGACAAGCUGCUUCUGAUACAUAACAAAACGAGAAGAAGGAAAAAAAAUCUAGAGAGAAACCCAAAGGAAAAAGGUAGCCACCAUGCAGGUGUCUUUUGUAUGUUCAGAACAUAGCCUGAAGAGCCGAGGUGCUGAAGACAGACUUGGUCGGCAGAAUGCCGGCAGCCCCAGCCUGGGCACCAGGAGCAAGUUCCGGGCAGUGGCCAUGGUGGCCCGGAGCCUGGGACAGCUGUCCGUGCACAACGUUCCUCCAUCCAGCGACCCCAACAUGAAGCAGCCUGGGAUGAAAUAUAGGAAUCUAGGAAAGUCCGGAUUGCGCGUCUCCUGCCUGGGUCUCGGAACAUGGGUGACCUUUGGAGGCCAGAUCACUGAUGAGAUGGCAGAACAGCUGAUGACCUUGGCUUAUGAUAAUGGAAUCAACCUGUUUGAUACAGCCGAAGUCUAUGCUGCUGGAAAAGCUGAAGUCGUCCUGGGAAAUAUCAUUAAGAAGAAAGGAUGGAGACGAUCUAGCCUGGUCAUUACAACCAAAAUCUUCUGGGGAGGAAAAGCAGAGACAGAGAGAGGCCUGUCCAGAAAACACAUAAUAGAAGGGCUGAAAGCCUCUUUGGAACGGCUACAGUUAGAGUACGUGGACGUGGUAUUUGCCAACAGGCCUGACCCUAACACUCCUAUGGAAGGGGACCCAUUUAGUUCUUCCAAGUCAAGAACAUUCAUCAUAGAAGAGACCGUCCGAGCCAUGACGCACGUCAUCAACCAAGGAAUGGCCAUGUACUGGGGCACAUCCCGCUGGAGCUCCAUGGAGAUAAUGGAGGCCUAUUCAGUGGCUCGGCAAUUUAACCUAAUCCCACCGAUCUGCGAACAAGCUGAAUAUCACAUGUUCCAGAGGGAGAAGGUGGAGGUGCAGCUCCCAGAGUUAUUCCACAAGAUAGGUGUGGGCGCAAUGACCUGGUCCCCUCUUGCAUGUGGAAUUGUUUCUGGAAAAUAUGACAGUGGGAUUCCACCCUAUUCCAGGGCCUCGCUAAAGGGAUACCAGUGGCUCAAGGACAAGAUCCUGAGUGAGGAGGGCCGCCGUCAGCAGGCCAAGCUGAAGGAACUCCAAGCCAUCGCAGAGCGCCUGGGCUGUACGCUCCCCCAGCUGGCCAUUGCCUGGUGUCUGCGGAACGAGGGCGUCAGCUCCGUGUUGCUAGGUGCUUCUAAUGCGGACCAGCUAAUGGAGAACAUUGGUGCGAUACAGGUUCUUCCCAAAUUGUCGUCUUCCAUCAUCCAUGAGAUUGAUAGUAUUUUGGGCAAUAAACCCUACAGCAAAAAGGAUUACCGAUCCUAACCCUCCCUUCCUCCCUCCCUUCCCACCCGGAUCUGCUUGGACAGUUACUUUUCCCCUCCUACCUAGUCUCCUGUUCGUUUGCUUAAGCUGUUAUUGAAGCAAGGCAAUGUGCUUUUGCAUCCAAGAAUAUGUGUCGAGAUGUCCCAGGGAAGAUCUUUCAGAUGUUGCUGUGAGACCACAUAACGCUGCUUUACUAUAAUAAAGUUUAUUUCGUGCUCAAGAAACAGUCCAGGUGAGGAAGGCUCCCCCAACGUGCUCUCCGCCCCGACAGGCUGUCUCUGCUCAGCUCAUCCUCUUGGAAAAAGGCAAUCAAGGUUCCCCCUUCCUCCUCCUCCUCCUCCUCUUCUGCCUCAUCCAGACAAAGCUCCCUGAACAGACCUAAUCUAGAACUGGUUUCUGUUGUCUGAUCAGAGAUGUGGUGAGUUCUACUUGGAGAAGCCCCCAUCCAUGUGUGUUUGGAAGUACUUUGUUGUUUUUCUGUUUAAACAUACACACAAUGUAUUUCGAGAAUGCAGUUUUUCAUGGUAGCCAUGGAUGUCUGUGUUGACCAGAUGAGCAAUAAGGAAGCCUCCAGAAUAUCCCCUCCCUUCACUCCCCAGCUAGUACAGGUUGCCGUCAACCUUUUCUCGGUGGUAGCUGUCCAUUCUUGGUUUCUCAGCAGAACACCGGCCCAGGAUUGGAGGGUUUGCUCAAAGAAUACUUUCCCUCUUCUUGCCUCCCCCACCACAGCCUCCAUGACUGUCCCAUGCUCUUCCUUAUUUGUAGGCUUCAGGCUUCAUUUGAGAUUCUAGAAAGAUACAGAGAUCUCCUUGUAUCUGACCCUGGAGUUUAGUUUAAAGGUACAUCUCUGCUUUCCCCAAUGGCCCAGAAAAAGUCAGAGUGGAUCCAGGGACAGCUGGGAAAUGAAAAUGGAACUUAAGGAGUGCUUUUAGUACGGCCCCCUGUUUAGGAAGGAGGCCCUGGUUUUCCACACAUCAUACCAGAGGGAGAGUCUCAAAAAGAAACCCAGCAGCCACAUUGCCAGAAUAGCAGGAAAGAAUGGCCACCCCAGAAGUGUCCUUCCCCAAAACUGACAGCAUCCCAUUCUCCUUUGUGAGACUAAAGGACAACUUGGGAUAACUGGAUAAUGCCCCAAGAGGGAAAGUCUGAGACAUGGGCUUUUAUGAAGUAGAAGAUGGUGGGGCAGCUAGGUAGCACAGUGGAUAGAGUGCCAGGCCUAGAGUCAAGAGGACCUGGUUCCCAAUCUGGCUUCAUACUUCCUAGAUGUGUCACUCUGGGCAAGUCCCCUAACCUCAACUGCCUAACCUUUGCCACUCUUCUGUCUUAGAACUGAUACAAAGACAGGUGGUACACGUUUAAAAAAAUACUUAGAAGGAUCCUUAGAGGUCCUCUAGCUCAACCCCCUUUUACAGAUGAGAACACUGAGGCCCAACGAGGUAAAGGGACACAAGAGGGAUGACCCCAGUCCUCUCACUCUUCCAGGCUCUUUCCACAAUGCCAUACUCUCUUCCUCCACACCAAACUGACCCCCUGGCCUCCCCAUCAAUAGAUGAAUUCCUAAAAAAGCCUUGUCAGCCCUUCUUUCUUAUAUUCUCCAAGGUAGCCACCUGCUCCCGAAUCCUGUCCCUCAGUGUGCUUCCAGAGACCCCAGCAGGACACCUGGCACUUUUUAAUCUCCUCCAAUGACCUGGCCCAGAGCAGAGUGGCUAGAAAUCCAGACAGGCAGCAACCCAGCUCUCUCUCAGAAGGAUAAACCUUGGGGUUCACGAAUGUGACUCCAUUCUGCCUUUGAGACUUUGGCCAGAGGGUGAGUUCUCCCAAGGCAACCCCCACUCUCAAGGCAAAACAUACACAUAUAUACAUACACGUACACUCACAGUGCACCAGAAAUCCAAAUCUCAAAGGAAACAUGGCAGGCCUUCCUGGGCCACCCAGGAAACGUACACAGGGCUGAUUUUACCCAUCCCCCAGUCAUCAGAUGGGGGAAGAGCCACAGCGUGUCCUGAAAUUCUGAGAAGAGGACGAUAGGAAAUCACAUUCCCUCUCCAGCUGUAUCUUUCUUCCCCUCCCCAGCCCUUAAUGGCCAGUGGCUUUGGGGGUGUUCUCUGUGUCUGGAGUACAUCCAUCCCUCCUUUGUUUCUGAGAAGCUGGUAUUCCCAGAAAUUACCCAAAGGCCAGAAGGAGCCGCCACAAGGUAGCGAUGUUGCCCGUGGUAACUGGUGUGAACCAAACCACGUGAGCUCAUGAAAAUCCAGACAUUCCACUGGCACCUGGUUGAAAUUUGCCCAGGAACAGGAGAGUCUAGCCCUUGAUCCCUCCCUCAACAGACUAUCCCAGCAUCUCCUGAGGAGCUGAUCCCAACCCACAAGCUAUGAAGGCUUCCUCCUAGAGUAGGAAAAGGAAAGGGAGCACAAGAAAGAGAAUCUCUAGAGAGAGAACCAAUAUCAGAAAUCACUGGGAGCUCCUCUGCUGGCCAAAGCGUUAUAAAAUGCCCGCUCUGUCAAGCACCAUAUCAAGCAGUGAGAUUUUAGGAGGAUGGGCAAAAAGGAGGCCAGACUAGAGUCUCUAUGAAGCUAACAGGCACUCUUAGUUAAGUCUGUCUUGUAAGAGAAGCCCCUGCCUUGCCCACCCCAUCCAUCACCCAAUGAUUAGAAUGAGUCCCCAGGAAAGUGGCGGAAAGGUGGUACUGAGCAGGGAGUAGUGCCUGUGGUAAGACAGCCUCGGUGCCAGCUCUGCCAGAGAAGCUGCCAGUGUCUGAGCCAGGAGUGACCUCUCUCAAACAUUGCUCCUAGUUCUUCCCCGAAGGGUCAAGCACAAUGAGGGAGCUUAUCCGGGGUACACGGGGUACCCCAAUUAGCUGUGUCCAUCAGUUAAACCAGUCAAUCAACAAGCAUUUAUUGAACAUCUCCCAUGUGUCAGGCACAAUGCUGGGUGCUGGAGAUACAAAAACAAAGAAUGAAACAUGUCUUGGGGCACAGAAAUGUGAGGCCAGCCCAGCACAGAGGGUGGUUCUCUGGGCUUGCACCAUCCUGGCUUCCCAAGGUGAUCAGGGCUGCAAAGGAUGGAAUCAGCAUGAAUGAUGCUACUGAGAGGGCCUGGAUUCUAGCAUCACAAGCUCUAAUGUCUUUAUGUGGUGCCACAGACUUCCCUGUGUACCCCACAGGCUUCAGGGCAGGUAGGGGCUAAUGAUCCUUGUCAAGGGUCCCUUAACCCUUCAGGCCCUAUUCCCUCCUUUGUAAAACUAAGCAUGUGCACGUCCCUUCCACCACUGAUGCUCCAUUGAUUCAGUGACUUGAUGACUUGAAAAAGCAGCAGCACCCAUUGUGGCCCAUGAUGGGUUCUCCAGGCCAGGGGAGGCUGACCUCCUCUGUGGGCAAACCCAGACCUUUCACUGUUCUCAGGAGGAAGCCAUCUCUGCUUCCUUUUACUGACCAGCCUGGACCCAUAGAAUCUCAGAGUUGGAAGUGACUUGGGCAGAUGAGGAAGAACCUAACCCAACAAGUAGUCAUCAAGAACCUCCCACCACCUCCCAACUUAUUCCUUUCAUUGAGCCUAAAUAUGUCUCCUGGUUCUGCAGAAGGUAAUCUUUCUUCCUGAGAAGGUCCCCUUGCCAGGAAGGAGAGCCUCCUGCUUACCCAGACAAAUGGGCAUGCCUCCAUCCAGCUUGGCCAAAGCUUGAUGCUAACAUGGGCGCUACAGCAGGAGCUUGAGCCAGGAAGGACCCCCAGCUUGGUUCCUGGCUGCCAAUAGGUUCAAUGAAAAGAUGAGAGAAUAUGGAAGUCCCAGGAGACCUUCAGUAGUGGCUCAAAAACAUAAGAACUGAUGAAAAACCCCAGGGGAGCCCAGUGCGCAUUGGAUGUAUCACCAGUAGAAAUAGAGAAUUGGAAGAAAUGCGAGUGGCCAGCUCAUAUCUAAAAGGAUGCACCGGAUUUAGAGCUGGGAAGGACCUUAGAAGCCAACCAGGCCAUCUGAUGCCAUGGAGCCCUUGGGCAAUGUGCUAAAGCUUAUGGUCUCCUUCCAGUGCAUAAAAUCAAAUGCAUGGGAUUACAAGAGAAACCACUUAUUCUGACAUAGUGAUCAGUUUUUUUAAGUUCCUGGGACCAAGUUCAGAACCCCUGGUCUAAGUUAACCCCUUUGAUUUCAGUGGGUUCAAUAAAACUCCUUUUCAGAUAAAAAACUGAGACCCAGAAGGCCAAAGUGAUUUAGGCAAUGUCACAUAGUGUUAGAGGCAGGAUUAGAAUCCAGAUCCUCUAGUUUCCUAGUCAUUUUACCAAAUGGUGUCUGUUGUGCAUUAACAAGAACAUCACAGGCCUCAAGGUGGGAAGGAGGGUGCCUCCUGCUGGUACCAUGGCAACAGGAAUAGUCCUGAGCCUCUCUGUUAGCAACUCAGAUACCCAGCCAUGUGCCCAGGUGCUGAGUGCCAGGAAGGGCGCCCUCACCACCCUCCUCAAGAGGUUUUAAAAGCAGGCCAGUGUAGACAGGAAGAAGCAAGGCUCCAGAAUGGACACCGGGAGGAGGCAGGGAGGAUCUAGAGGAGGAUGCCAGGACAGGAUGAGGUAGCCAACACCCUAAGAAUGUCUCAUAGCUCUGACCCCAGUUAUGGAUGGGAGUCUGAUUUCUGGAAGAUACAGUAUUGAAUAUGGAAUAUUUAUUGGUGCAGAACAUCAACACCACUAAAUAUCCCCAUUCAUAAAGCCCAGAAGUGGUCAGGCAUAGAGAACAUGUCUCCUGCAGUGUUUUUUGCUUUAUGGGUCCAGAUUCGGGGAUGGGAUGGCUCUUUCCAACUCUUCAAACUACAGUGCUGAGCCUAGAGGUGGAGAUACGCAAUACAUACAGGAACUGGCCCUGUUCCUUGCCUCCCCCUUAAAGAUGGCCAAAGGGCCAAUGGAGAAAAGAGUGCUGGGGGAGAGGCAAGCCAUGGGGAAGAGGGACUGCAGUGUAGUCCUGGCCAUUCCCUCAAUCCAGCUAGGAUCUAGGGCAUGCCCCCUCCAUACACUCCAUCAGGUGGGGAGCGUGAGAGUCAGGAAAGAGAUCUGGCUGCCCUUCUGAACACUCCAUCAGGUGGCGAGUGUGAGAGUCAGAGAAGAGGUCUGGCCCCAGAAAGGCUUGAGGGAGAAGAGGUUGGGAGGGAGAAUCCUCUACCAGCCUUGCUAGCUCCACCCUCUGGGUCUUUCUCUUUCCUCCAACCCAGGGUGCAUAUUAUUAAUGUUGUCCAGAGUUCAAGUGACAAAAUUUUUUUUAAAAACCCAUUCAGAGUGUCUGAACCUAAACCAAUCAUCUUUCCCAAAAGCCAUUCGAUCAGAGAAUUUUUGUCUUUUUUCCGUGUGUCCUGAACCUUAUCAGUGGCGGUCUGGGGACACCUCUGGAUCCCUUCUCAGAAUCAGCUUUUUAAAUGCGAAAAAUAAAAUGCAUAAGAUGACAAAGGAAACCAGUGAUGCUGGAGUAAAGAUGUCAGCAACGUGGAUGGGCCCCGUGAAAUUGCAGGGCUCAUGGAUCCCCGAUUAAGAGCUUCAGAAUCAGGGUCCAAUGGAAAAAUCAGAGAGCCAGUUGAGUAGAGUUGACCUAUGCCCCAAGUGGAAUGGGUGGCCGGGGCUGGGGUCCAGCUUUCCAUUGCUCUCCAAUCACCAAGUGAAGGGUAUCCAUGGGCUCCUGCUCGCCAUCACUUACAAUGAAGCCUCCUCUCAAAGCCUCCGUCUCCCAGGUAACAAGAGGAGCUCAUGCCCAUCUUCUGUUCAAUUCGUGUCAUGUAAAUAAUGUGCUUUUAUUUUUCUUGGGUUGGGGGUUUUAUAUCUAUGUUACAUGCGUGUGCAUAUGUCUGUAGGGAUGUGUACAUGCAGACAUAUAUGACCGUGGUUUCUAAGCUAACUGCAUAUCCUAGAUAGGCAAAAUGUCCUUAUAACUUCGCACUUCUAAGUGAAGAUUCAGACCGAGAUACAGCCAUUGUAUUUAUGGAAUGACAAUAAAAUAUAAGCCUUAUUUACUGCUC